AUGGGAAGACCAAAAGAUCAAAAGUUUUCUGAGUAUGCUGAGAGGAUUGGUAGUGAUUUGAAGUGUAAAUUCUGCGGAAAUGUAUUCAAGGGGAGUCCUUCAAUUUCAAGGUUCAAAUAUCAUUUAGCAGGAAUUCCAGGGCAGGGCAUUCAAAUUUGUGAUAGGGUACAUGAUGAUGUCAAAGAAGCAGCUCUUGAAGCAAUCCAAAGAGCAAACAAAAGACGUAAAACCAUGAGGAGUUCAAACAUCAAUGAGGUGUACAAUCCAAUUUCAAGGCCACAAAAUCACGAAGUGGAAGACGAGGAAAGGAUGCAAAUGGAAGUUCAGGACCUUGAACAACAAGUGGGGAAAGCUGGAACUUCUUUUCUUCUUGAAAUGGAAGAUAAUGUAGAGAACCAUGUUGGACAAUCUUUGCAAUUUGUUGAGACCAAAGGAGAGAAGUUGUUGACAACAAAGUUAAAGGGUGAGGAGUUUGAAACACAUAUAAAAGAGAUCUGUUCUUGUUUAAGGGAUGAUGAUAAUGUCUCAAAGGUUGGCAUUUAUGGGAUGGCGGGAGUGGGUAAAACUGAAUUGGCAAAACAUGUUAAUAAUGAACUUUUAAGAACUCCCAGCCCAUUUCAUUAUGUUUAUUGGGUUACUGUGUCGCCAGAUUUUAGCAUCCAUAAAUUGCAAGACACCAUUGCAAGAAUGGUGAAUCUAGACCUUUCAAGUGUGGAUGAUAAGCAUAUAAGAGCAGCCAGAUUAUUCGAGGUGUUGAAGGAUAAAAAUUUUGUUUUAAUUUUGGAUGAUAUGUGGAAUUAUGUUCCCCUUGAAAUGGUAGGAAUUCCUGAUAACAUGAAAAGAUGCAAGUUGGUUCUCACAACUCGAUCUUUAAAGGUGUGUCGAAAGAUGGAUUGCCAGAAGAACAUCAAAGUAAAGCCUCUUUUAGUAGAUGCAAGUUGGGAGCUAUUUUUGCAGGAAUUGGGGCAUCAAAUAACGCCUAGUCUAGAAAAGAUUGCAAAGUCCAUAGUAUUAGAAUGCGAUGGCUUGCCACUUGGGAUUAAAGUAAUGGCAAGAAACAUGAAGCAAGUGGAUGACAUACAUGAAUGGAGUAAUGCAUUGGACAAAUUAAGAAGAUCAAUACCAGAGCAAGAGAAUUUGGAGAUAUUCAACGAAUUGAAACGUAGCUAUGAUUAUUUGAAUGAUCCAACUUUACAACAAUGUUUCUUAUAUUGUGCAUUAUAUCAAGGAAGUUGCUAUGGUUGGUAUGGUAUAAGAAAAGGAAUGAUCGAGUUAUUGAUUGAUGUGGGAGUAAUAGAAGGAGAAAGCAGGAGAGAAGAAUUCAAUGAGGGCCGUACCAUACUCAACAAACUUCUAAAUCUUUGCUUGUUAGAAGAAGAAUAUGCUUACGAAGUGAAGAUGCAUAACUUGCUUAAAAAUAUGGCCAUCCAAAUAAUGAACGCAGAUGCACGAGUAAUUGUUAGAAAUGAUGAAAAGUUAUCUGAAAUGCCAGAGUGGGGAAACUGGUCAGAAGAUCUUGUCAGAAUUUCAUUGAGUUGUAAUGAUAUACGUGAGAUUCCUUCCGUUUAUUCACCCAGCUGUCCUAAUCUUUCAACUGUCUUGUUGGGUAACAAUAGGAAUUUGAGCUUGAUUGGAUAUUCUUUCUUCGAGCAAUUGCAUGGUCUCAAGAUGCUUGAUCUUUCUUGGACUGCUAUUGAAAAUUUGCCAACGUCGAUCUCUGAUUUGGUGAAUCUAAGAGCAUUAUUACUUAGGAUGUGUAAAGCAUUAAGGCAUGUGCCGUCAUUAGCAGCGCUUAGGGCAUUGAAGAAGUUGGAUCUCUAUGAUUCAGGAGUGGGAAAAGUGCCUGAAGGAAUAGAAUUGUUGUCCAAUCUCAGGUAUUUGGAUCUUUGUGGCACAAACAUAGCGGAGUUGGAACCAGGGAUAUUACCAAAGCUUUCCCAAUUGCGAGUCCUCCGCCUUGGCUUUUCUUUCACAGUUGAAGGAAAGGAAGUAGCAUCGCUGAGAAAGUUGGAAGAAUUGGAAUGCCGUUUCCACGGUGUUGGUGAGUUGAACACCUUCAUGACUUGUAAACCUUCAACCAGUCAAAUUCGAUGCAGCCUUUGUGUAGGACGAGAAAGCGAAGAUAUGUAUGGCGACUAUUUUGAUGGUUCUGAGGUUUAUUUUGAUGAUUGCAUUAUCAGCGAAGGGGGCAAUGCCCUAUCUCUCCCAAGAGACGUCAAAUCUCUUACGUUUUAUUAUUGCAGCAUUGAAAGCGGCGGCUUAUGCUUCCGAGAUGCAAUUGAACCGAAGAACUUUGAUAUUAAAUUAUGUGAGGGUCUAGAGCAUUUGUUUUCAUUGUCCUCCCCCGAUUCUGUGUUUAAAACCCUUGAGAUUAUAAAAAUUCACAAUUUGAAGGAUCUAUAUUUCCUGUUUGGUGAAGGAGGGAGGAAUUUCAACGGGGAUAUUCCAUUAACAGUACCAUUAUCACUACCGCAUGAUACCUUUUCCCUUCUCGAAAAAUUUGAAAUAUGUAAUUGUCCAAGUAUGAAGAAGCUGUUCCCUCAGAGCUUGAUGUCAAACCUUCAAAAUCUGGAAGUGAUUUCUGUAGAAAAUUGUAAUAACAUGGAGGAGUUGAUAGCAUCGGAAGAAGGACAAGAAAGCUGCAACUGCAAUAAUGGCAACAGUUCCAUCUUUACCCUCCCAAAAUUAAAGACCGUUGAAUUGCAUGACCUGCCAAAACUGAAGAGCAUAUGUAGUGGAGAAAUAUUCUGCGAUUCUCUCGAAAAAAUUAAAGUACGGAAUUGUCCAAAGCUUAAGAGGAUAGCUUUUUCUCUUUUCUUGCGUGACCAUAGCCAGCUGUCCCCUCUCCCUUCUCUCCGUGCUAUCAUCAUUUAUCCCACAGAAUCGUGGGAUUUGAUUGAGUUUGACCAUUCUGACGCCAAGAAUGUCCUCUUAGACUAUGGCUUCUUCCCCGAUCUUUAUUAA
Messenger RNA from Hevea brasiliensis (rubber tree), 2964 nucleotides. Its product is annotated as probable disease resistance protein At4g27220. The record is from RefSeq and is a predicted model, not a curated record. The transcript has a single exon. Lineage: Eukaryota; Viridiplantae; Streptophyta; Magnoliopsida; Malpighiales; Euphorbiaceae. The coding region runs from base 1 to 2964 and encodes 987 amino acids. Gene Ontology annotation, molecular function: protein binding; ADP binding.